Molecule: messenger RNA, 5153 nt
Organism: Nilaparvata lugens (brown planthopper)
Lineage: Eukaryota; Metazoa; Arthropoda; Insecta; Hemiptera; Delphacidae
Product: protein boule-like
Exons: 9
Coding region: 481-2247 (588 amino acids)
Molecular function (GO): RNA binding
Source: RefSeq, a predicted model, not a curated record
ACUUCCUAGACCUAGCCUGGGAUGGUGGCGUUGGGAUCUAUUUUUUGGCGUCUUUGCUUAGCUUGUCAAUAGUUUGGAUAAAAUAGAUUGAUUAGUUGUAAAAAAUAAAAAUAACUAUUUUUUUACAUUUUAUUAAGAUUUUUUAUGAAGUUUUUAUAGUUUGUGAAGUGUUUUUUACUGUGUAAGAAUUUUUGUUUAUGGAAUAUUACUCCGCAGUCAAUUUACCGCCAUUCGACUCUUCGUUCAGCCAUGUUUGCUGGUUUCUAGUCGAGCUUUGAGGUGAUUCACCAUCGCCAGUUGAGAUGUUUGGACAUUUUAUGUUAGCACACCAACUCCAGUUCUUCUAGACUGCAACUUGAAUUGCUUCAAUUCUGUUCAAUUAGCUGAUUAUUCAUAUUUGAUGACAAUCCGUUGGCUCAUCUGUGCUGAAGGGCACUAAUUAUAUCUUUAUUUAAUAAAUAAGAUCGUAGCAACUACACCAUGUCUUCAUACAUGCCACCGAAACAGCAGCGCAACAACAAGUGUGUUAAGAGCAUCAGUGAGCCUUCCAGUAAUGGUUCUUCACCCCCCGCCUCAGUCAAUUUAACUAAUGGAAAUAACAUGAGUCAAGUUGUCAACAAUAAUAAUCUGAAUAAUAAUAACAAUAAUGCGCCGAAGUAUGGUACAUUAGUUCCGAAUCGAGUAUUUGUUGGUGGCAUAUCGUCCACCACGACUGAAACAGAAUUGUGCCAACUAUUUUCCAAGUAUGGAAACGUUAAAGCCACCAAAAUCAUAGCUGAUCGUGCGGGGGUGUCGAAAGGCUAUGGUUUUGUUACUUUUGAAACUGAUGAAGAAGCCAAGCGUCUGCAAUCAGAUGCUGAUAAUAUUAUGCUUAAAGAAAGAAGAUUGAACAUUGCUCCCGCAAUUAUAAAACAGGCGUUCCCACAAAGAGUUUUUGAGGCAACUGCGUCGCCGCCCCCCAUGCCGACGCAGAUUUAUAUGUCCAAUAAUGGUAUCCCAUAUCAUUUCAAAAAUGGGACAGCAUUUUUCCAGGCUCCCCAAAUGCAGGCAGCACCCAUGCCAGUCGCACCCGAAAUGUACCCAGGCGCAGCUUACAUGCCUGCACAAGCGCCUCAGGCCUAUGCACCCUUAAUGUAUCCAAACCAGCCGGUAUACAUUAAUCAGUAUCCCCACCAUUACCAGCCUUUGCCGAUGCAGAAUCCCAUCAUGUAUUCGCAACAAAUUGCUUCUUUAAACAACGGCACGGAAUCCCAAUCGCCGAUAUCCAUGUCUCCACAUGGCACCCCUCAAUAUUUUGUGCCGCCCCCGGCAGCCGGCGAGUACUACAUGCCUCCAGUCCCCGCCGGCCAAUAUCCUCCCUAUGGCCCCCCUCCUGUCAUGGUGGCCACAAUUCCCGAGCAGCCAGCGCUGCAAUACUGCACUGAUGCCCCCACCCCCGCCCCCGCCGCCGUCGAUCAACCGUCCACCUAUGCUCCCGCUGAGGUGUCACCUGAGCAAAUUGUGGAGGAAGACGCUGCUCCUCAGGAGCACCAAGAGCAGCAGGCCACCGACGCGCCCGCCGAAACACCUGUGGUUUCGUUAAGAAACCUUGAAAAGGUUGAAGAUGGUGGGCCUACGAACCACCGUAGCGGCUAUCGUAACACUAAUCGAAGGGGGGGCUAUAGAGGUGGCGGUCCACGCCAUCAACUUGCAAAUACGGUACCAAAGUACCCUUUUGCAAACAAUAAUAGUCCUAUGACAUGUAAUAAAAAUAAUAUUAACGAAACUCCGAGGGGUGGGUUUAGGGGAGGUCGAGGUGCAUACCACCGGUUUAGUCAGAACGGUGGGAGGCGGGCCAACACCCGCUCCCAGACUCCGUCGCCCAGUAAUACAUACCCUAAUCAAGUGAGUUCGCCCAAUCCGCAGGUACAACAGCAGCAGCACCAGCACCAGCAGCCACAACAGCAAUAUAGAAGCAUGCAGCAGCUGCAUGUGCAGCCCUAUAUGCAGGUGCAGCCGAUGCAGGUACAGGCGCAGAGCGGGGCAAAUGCCCCUCAGCCGCGUCGCUACCAAAAUGGUGGCCGACGUAGCCACACUAACAACAGCAACAACGCGCAUCAUACGCAUGCGCGCAAAAGGGAAAGUGUGUUGUUGGACAAUGGAGCUGCCGGGGACGGGUGCAACCAGCACGCCCCCCCUUCCACCCUGCCGCCCACCAAAGAUGAGCAGGAACUUUGCUUGUCUCUGAAGAAUUUAAAUGUGCAAUAAUGUUUCACAAAUUACUCAAAGUACCGUUACCAAAGUACUUAAAAACUAGUUGUUGUAAGAAAACAAUAAAUAAUCUUACGGUUUCUACAUAAAUUUCUUGGUGGCUGUUGUUGAAGUGGCGAAAAUAAGUGUAUUGAUCCAUUGUUGAAUGCAAUGUCCUGAAAGAGUCGCAACCACUCGUAAAUUGGAUGAAAUUACAAGAAACUAGUAUUUUUUAAAUCUAGUUCAGAGGAAUUUGUUGCUCUUUAUUAAUAAUUCAUGUUUAUGUCGAUUAAGGUACAUUUAUUUUGGAAAUUUGGUCAAGUAUAUCUUCCCUACAAUUCAAUGAGUUUUUCCAAACUCAUUUUAUAUAUAUAUUUCUUUUUUGUGGCUCUGAUUAUGGUAAUUUUAUUUACUGUAACUUUUGAUUAGGACUCACAUACAAAAAAUGUGGUCAACAGAGAUGAAGUGAGGAUAAGAAGAAAAAAUGUGCUUUAAAAAGUGUUUAAUUCAAACUUGCAAAGCAAUAUUAAUUUUGAACACUUUGACUACCGACUAUCCUUAAUAACAUUUGCUGCAGAUAGGCUAAUUUUCAUUUCAAGUUACAUAACUUGAGGUUGUGCAAAGGCGAAAAAACUUUCCACUGGUGAUAUUUUUCAAAGUUUUCGAUUUUUAUACUAUCAAGCUAUCAAAAUGAAAAAGUUUUCUCAGGAAAACAUUUUUUUUCCGAGUGCCUAAAGUUGAUUUUUUGGGACAGACCAUUUCAAAUUUGAUUAGAGAUAAAUCCAUCAAAUUUUGAGGAUGAAUUCUUCAUGGUAUUGUUACAAUGAAGAAUUUAUCCUUAGAGUUUCAUGAAUUUAUCUCUUAACGAAUUUGAAAUGAUCAGUCCCACAAAUUAAAACUUUAUAUGCUCAUAUUGCAUCAAAAAGUAAUGAUCGGAAAAAUGUUUUCCUGUGAGAAUUUUUUCAUAUCUUGAUAGUAUACGAAUCUAAAACCUUAGAAAUAUCACCAGUAGAAAGUUUUUUCUAGCCGAAGGCUGUGCACCUUAAUUGGAUACAUCUUUCUAGCUUUUGGGUCAUUAAAAAUGUUAUAUACGCCGAAACUGGUUUCUUGUUGAAUCCAUUAACAAGUGGUUAUGACAAGCAAGACUUGAUUCAACAAGGAUAUCUUUAUCACUAUUGAAAGUGGUAAAUUUAUCAUCACUACAAAAUGUGUUCGUGCUGAAGUUAGUUGUUUAAAAGUUGCUGAAGUUGUUAUAAGUCUGAUUACAUUUUUUGAAUAGUAUACAGUAGCUUCCAAAUCACACUCGUUACAAUAGCACAUGGGCUGCUUUUUGUUAAUAAGUAAGAAUAAAUUUAUCACUCAUAAAUCUUAGCUGGGCAAGACUUGGUUUCCUAGCAACCAAGUACUGUACUUGAUCGUUUCUAGACAACAAUGUCUAGGUUUCAUCCUGAAAAUUGAAAGAAUUUAGUCCUUAAUAUCAAUAUUGUCAACGCCAAAUUCAGUAAAUUGAAUUCGUUGGCUUGUUUCAAAAAAUUAGUUCUCAUCAAUAAAUCAUUCAUUAACAUAUUGAUCAUUUUUAAACGACUGAAUCUUGAAAGCUAGGCUAGAUGUGGCCUAAAUAUAUAAGUGAAUUGUUAUUUUUUAACAGGAAUUGCUCAAGUAUACAGUUGUUAAUUCAUUUCCUUGUUAGUCUAGUUUCUGUAAGUAGUAUCUGGUAAAUUAGACGAAAUUUAGAUUAUCCAAGUUAGAAAUUUGUUUAAAUAUAUAUCUACUGUUAGAGUUUGUAUAUACGAUAUACAUUCGUCAAUGUAUUUGUGUAAAUUGUUUUUCAUGUUGAACUCACAUGUAACUGAAGUAGACAUCUUAUUUUCCCACUCUUAUUACAACAAUGCAUUUUUUUACAUUUGUACUCCAUGUUUCAAUAUUUUGUUGAUUUGAAAACAUUUCAUUUUUCGAUCUGGGAAAUGUAUAGUCAUUCUCUAGUUGAUCUCUCAUUCAUUAAUAAUCUAUUAUUUAUAAAAAAAAACCAAAGGUAACUUAGCCAGUAUUAUGUAGUUUAAUUAAGUAGUAAUUUCAGUUUUUCAUUUCGUAAAAAUUAUAGUUCCUAAAUUUAUUGUAUUUUCCCCCACAUGAUUAUUCUUUCUGGAUCUUUAUUUAAUUUUUAUUCACUCUUCAGUUUGAAUAAUGAGAUGUUGAACUCAGGUACAAAUACCUAGUCAUGUAUAAAAUAUUUGUAGCUGUGAGAAUGUUAGAUUGCGGAAAUAGUUUGUUAAUAUGUAUUGUUGAAAUUGAUAAAAAUGUGAAUAAUUAUUAGUUGUAAAGUAAUUGUGGGAGGAUUUAUAAUCUCAUCAUAAAUACCACUUCAGUAUUCACUGAAAUUUGUUCGUUAAUUCGAUUUUUGUUAAGAUGAUGCUUGUAAUGAUCCGAAUUCAUUUCUUUUCUCCAAAUCACAUUCAUUUCUGUUACCAUACCGGUGGUAAUAAAGCGAUGCCAUACUGAACGUGAAAAAACUUGAUGGCGUUAGUUGUCACUGAGUUUAUUUUAGAUUUUUGACCCAGAAACAUAUUUCUCAAAAUGAAACCUUCAUAAUAUUAUAUGAUGUCCAACUUGAUUUUUUUUAAAUUUAUAUUACAGUUUGAAAGUCCAUAAUAAGAACCUUUAGAAGUUAAAUUUUUUGAGAUUAGCAGUAAACAGUCAAAUUUAAACUAAACAAAUUUGAUUAUAAUUUUUAUUUUGAAAUCUUCUUUCAUGGGUUAGCCAUUACUGCCUGCUCCGAACCUCUGUGCCUCUAAAAACCAUUUCUUCCUAGAAUGUCCUUGAUCACUUCUUCUCUUAUAUUGAAAUAUUAUCAGUAAAAGCUUGAUCAAAUCCUAAAUAAUUAUGUUUGAUUUAAUUUGUUUUGGCAAUAAAAAAUGUAUUUUUUA